GUUGCGGUCGGAAACUAUAGUAUCUAUCCCCCGGUCAUGGCGGUUAGCGCAAUGGUCUCAAGUUUGGUCCUCAUCUCUACAGUCUUAUGUGUUGGAAAAGUAUAUACUGCAUCAGUGGACAGUUGUCCUAUGUAUGGAUGCCGUCCCUCAGGUACUUUCUCCUACACACUGAAAAUGACCUCUAAUGUCGGCAUGGCCUGGCCAAGGAGUUUUAUACAGGGGCCGCUGACCAAUUCCCUUGGGUGUGCAGCAAACAAUGUCAACAUUGUGUGUCAAGCAAAGGGCUUGCAGCAUGAGGGCUAUACGACCUUGAAUCCAGACACGGGUAUGGCGUCUUGGUACGGAGACGUUCUAAAGAAACCCACAUUACCUGUUAUGGAUAUUUAUGGUGACGUCAUCGGGACCAAUGGACACAACCUUGUAAUGUUCGAGCCCGAUGGAAAAAUUGUGAAGCCACAGAUUAAUCUCCGAGAUAAACUGUAUCCAACAUAUAGUUUGGCGGUAUCAGAGGAAACCGGUAUCAUUGCCAUUGUUUCACGUCAAGGACUUUUGGUUACCUAUGAAUCAAAUGGCGUGCCCCAUGCUGCCAUUCAGUUUCGAGCAGAGGAACAGAGAAGCAACGGGACGUUUCUACCAGUGGCUCCCCCUGUCGUGUCCGGACAUAGAAUUUACAUCCUCACGGAGUUUCGCCCCGAUUAUGAUACACAACAGCCAAACAUUCUCGGUAUGCAGCGUCUGUUUGCAAUUGACAUUAAGAAUGCGUUGGAUGGUCGACUGGAGAUUGCUUGGGUUUAUAAUUUUGAGAAUCUUGAUCCCGUGCUGCCUCUUGUUGGUGAAAAUCACCAAGAAAAGCGAGGUACGCCAGAGGAAACCCGCGUCGACUCCACAUAUGGCCCAGCUCCUCAAAUCAUGGUCAACGGCAACACAAACAUGGUAUACGUGAAUUUACCGCCACCAGAGGGCGCCACAAACGCGCCACAUCUUCUGUGGGGGUUCAAGGACGAAGUGAAUGGAACAUCUCCGAACCUUAUUUUUAAAAUUCCACAGUCUCUAUCAAAUUUUGCGAUGUUUGAGUCUAAUAGCGGAGAUAUUGGAGCUGAUAAACUAAACAGAAAAGAUUUGAACAAUUCGUUCAAGUUAAGUAAAAACGCAGGAGAAGCAUCAAUAUGGGGUGUUUCAAUCAACAAAAAACAAAUUCUAAAACUGAAUCCAGAAGACGGAACCGUCGUUGAGCAAAUAAAUCUCGAUUCGGUACUCAAUAUGACGUCAUCAACUGUGACGUCAAAGCUUAUAGUUGCAAGAAGCUCUGAAAGUUCUCUGGAUAUUCUUAUCUUUGGUGUUCAAGCUUCCUCGUCUAACACCGAUGAUUCCAAGAAUUCGACCAACAACAACAGCAAAAUGGCCACGACCCAGAAUUAUGUCGUUUGUCUCAUAGAAAAGACUGUGAAUUGGGUCAUAAAGACACCAAACAAUAGAGAGGUUAAAGGUCAAAUUGCCGGAGUUAGACGAUCGGCAGUCAAUGAAGCCGAUAUGUUGGUAGUGUAUACAAGCGAUUCCGAGGAAUCGGAAAUUUUUGGAAUAACCUCUUAUUAAAUGCAGAUUAUGAACAUGCAUAUUAAUGAAUAAGAUGUUUAUUUAUUAAAGUAGAUUAGUUUAUAUAC
Magallana angulata is the source of this 1661-nucleotide messenger RNA. RefSeq lists its product as uncharacterized. The record is from RefSeq and is a predicted model, not a curated record. Bases 37 to 1593 code for a protein of 518 amino acids. Lineage: Eukaryota; Metazoa; Mollusca; Bivalvia; Ostreida; Ostreidae. The transcript has 5 exons.